AUGGCAGACCCAAACAAGUAUCUAUAUGCGGACCGGAACCUGAUCAACAAUCCUUUGGCACAGGCUGACUGGGCCUCCAAGAAGCUAGUAUGGGUUCCUUCAGACCGCCUGGGCUUUGAGGCUGGCUCCCUAAAAGAGGAGCGAGGAGAUGAGUGCCUGGUUGAGCUGGCAGACUCCGGUAAGAAGGUCAGGGUGAACAAGGAUGACAUCCAGAAGAUGAACCCACCUAAGUUUAGCAAGGUGGAAGACAUGGCUGAGCUCACUUGCUUGAAUGAAGCCUCUGUGCUGCACAACCUGAAGGAGAGAUACUAUUCCGGACUCAUAUACACAUACUCAGGGCUCUUCUGUGUCGUCAUUAAUCCCUACAAGAAUCUGCCAAUCUACUCUGAGGAGAUUGUUGAUAUGUACAAGGGAAAGAAGAAACAUGAAAUGCCACCCCAUAUCUAUGCCAUUACUGACAUAUCUUACAGAAGCAUGAUGCAGGAUCGUGAGGACCAGUCCAUUCUUUGCACAGGAGAGUCUGGUGCUGGUAAGACUGAGAACACCAAGAAAGUAAUCCAGUAUCUGGCUCAUGUGGCCUCCUCUCACAAGACAAAGAAAGAUCAGGGAGCAUUUGUUUCUCAUCAGGGGGAGCUGGAGAAGCAGCUUCUGCAGGCAAACCCUAUCCUGGAGGCAUUUGGAAAUGCCAAGACAGUCAAAAAUGACAACUCAUCACGAUUUGGCAAAUUCAUCCGGAUCAAUUUUGAUGUCAAUGGCUAUAUUGUUGGUGCAAAUAUUGAAACUUAUUUGCUCGAAAAGUCCCGUGCCAUUCGUCAAGCCAGGGAAGAACGGACAUUCCAUAUCUUCUACUACCUGCUCACAGGAGCUGGAGAUAAAUUACGUGCUGAGCUACUCCUUGAAAAUUACAACAACUACCGUUUCCUUUCCAAUGGAAAUGUGACAAUUCCUGGGCAACAGGACAAGGACAUGUUUGCAGAGACAAUGGAUGCCAUGAGGAUUAUGGGUAUCCCAGAGGACGAGCAGAUCGGCAUGUUGAAGGUGGUGGCUUCUGUAAUGCAGCUGGGCAACAUGAGCUUCAAAAAGGAGCGACAUACCGAUCAGGCCUCCAUGCCUGACAACACAGCUGCUCAGAAGGUCUGCCACCUCAUGGGUAUGAAUGUAACAGACUUGACAAGGGCCAUCCUAACACCCAGGAUAAAGGUGGGUCGAGACUAUGUCCAAAAGGCCCAGACCCAGGAGCAAGCAGAAUUUGCUGUGGAGGCCUUGGCUAAAGCCACAUAUGAAAGAAUGUUCCGCUGGUUAGUUAUGAGGAUCAACAAAGCCCUAGACAAAACCAAGAGACAAGGAGCCUCCUUCAUCGGCAUCUUGGAUAUUGCUGGUUUUGAGAUCUUUGAGCUAAACUCAUUCGAGCAGUUGUGCAUCAACUACACCAACGAGAAGCUGCAGCAGCUCUUCAACCACACCAUGUUUAUCCUGGAGCAAGAGGAGUACCAAAGGGAAGGCAUAGAGUGGAGCUUCAUUGACUUCGGACUCGAUCUGCAGCCUUGCAUCGAACUCAUUGAGAAACCUGCCAGCCCUCCUGGUAUUCUUGCUCUGCUAGAUGAGGAGUGCUGGUUUCCCAAAGCUACAGACAAAAGCUUUGUCGAGAAAGUUCUGCAGGAGCAAGGCACCCAUCCUAAAUUCUUCAAACCAAAGAAACUGAAGGAUGAAGCAGAUUUCUGUAUUAUCCAUUAUGCUGGCAAGGUUGACUAUAAAGCAGAUGAGUGGCUGAUGAAGAACAUGGACCCUUUGAAUGACAAUGUUGCCUCACUGCUCAACCAGUCAACAGACAAAUUUGUUUCUGAACUCUGGAAGGACGUUGACCGCAUCGUAGGCCUGGAUAAGGUGUCCGGCAUGUCAGAGAUGCCAGGUGCUUUUAAGACUCGCAAGGGCAUGUUCCGCACUGUGGGCCAGCUCUACAAAGAGCAACUUUCCAAGCUCAUGGCCACUCUAAGGAACACGAAUCCAAACUUUGUCCGCUGCAUCAUCCCCAACCAUGAGAAAAAGGCAGGAAAACUAGAACCUCAUCUGGUUCUGGAACAGUUAAGAUGUAAUGGUGUUCUGGAGGGCAUUCGUAUCUGCAGACAAGGCUUUCCCAACCGAAUCGUCUUCCAGGAGUUCAGACAGAGGUAUGAAAUCCUUACUCCGAAUGCUAUUCCCAAAGGCUUCAUGGAUGGAAAGCAGGCUUGUGUGCUUAUGAUCAAAAGUCUGGAGCUCGAUCCUAAUCUUUACCGCAUUGGACAAAGUAAAGUUUUCUUCAGAGCUGGUGUUCUUGCUCACCUGGAAGAAGAGAGGGACAUGAAAAUCACAGACAUCAUUAUUAGUUUUCAGGCUUGGUGCAGAGGCCAUUUGGCGCGCAGAGCUUUUGCCAAGCGACAACAGCAACUGACUGCAAUGAAGGUGAUCCAGAGGAAUUGUGCUGCCUAUCUCAAACUCCGAAACUGGCAGUGGUGGAGGCUAUUCACCAAGGUGAAGCCCUUGCUUCAAGUAAGCAGACAAGAAGAGGAAAUGCAGGCCAAAGAUGAUGAGUUGAACAAAGUGAAGGAGAAGCAGAUGUAUACUCAACAACAGCUGCAGGAACUGGAAGACCAACAUCAGCAGCUGAAUGCCGAGAAAAUGGCCCUGCAAGAACAGCUUCAGGCAGAAACAGAACUGUGUGCCGAGGCUGAAGAGAUGAGAGCUCGCCUGGCUGCCAGGAAGCAAGAACUUGAGGAGAUCCUCCACGACCUGGAAGCUCGUGUGGAGGAGGAGGAAGAGCGUGCUUCUCAGCUGUCAACUGAAAAAAAGAAGAUGCAACAAAACAUUUCUGACUUGGAGCAACAGCUGGAUGAAGAAGAGGGCGCUAGACAGAAGCUGCAACUGGAAAAGGUUACACUAGAGGCCAAAAUGAAGAAGUUUGAAGAUGAUGUAAUGGUCCUAGAUGAUCAGAACGCCAAACUUAUCAAGGAGAAAAAGUUGAUGGAGGAGAGAAUAUCGGAGUUCACUACCAACCUUGCAGAAGAGGAAGAGAAAUCGAAGAGCUUACAGAAACUAAAAACUAAACAUGAGGCCAUGAUCACAGAUCUCGAAGACCGACUCCGCAGGGAGGAGAAGCAACGGCAGGAGCUGGAAAAGAACAGACGCAAGCUUGAGGGGGACUUCACCGACGUACACGACCAAAUUGCUGAACUGCAGGCCCAGAUUGCUGAGCUCCGUGCCCAAUUAGCCAAAAAGGAGGAAGAGCUUCAAGCUGCUCUAGCCAGGAUUGAGGAGGAAGCAGCACAAAAGAAUAUGGCUCAGAAAAAAAUCAGAGAAAUGGAUGCUCAGAUAUCCGAACUCCAAGAUGAUCUAGAGAUGGAGCGACAGUCCCGGGCCAAAGCAGAGAAACAUCGUCGGGACCUUGGAGAAGAACUUGAGGCUCUCAAGACUGAGCUGGAGGACACACUUGACUCCACUGCUGCACAACAAGAACUUAGAACCAAGCGCGAGACAGAAGUAGCGCAGCUCAAGAGGGCCCUGGAAGAUGAGGCCAAAGCGCACGAACAGCAGAUGGUUGACAUGAGACAGAAACAUGGUCAAGCCUUUGAUGAAUUAAAUGAGCAGCUGGAGCAGGCGAAGCGGAAUAAAGUGUCCAUGGAGAAGGCCAAACAGGCUCUGGAAUCUGAAAGGAAUGAGCUGACCAUUGAGCUUCAGAGCUUAAUGCAGGGGAAAGGAGAUUCAGAACAUCGCAGGAAAAAGGCUGAAGCCCAGGUUCAAGAGUUGCAGCUCAAAUUUUCCGAGAGUGAGCGUCAGAGGUUGGAGCUAAGUGAGAAAUCUGCAAAAAUGCAGGCAGAACUGGAAAAUGUCAACGCGCUCCUGAAUGAUGUGGAGUCAAAGUCCAUUAAAGCAACCAAAGAUCACUCCACACUGGAGUCUCAGUUCCAGGAUGUUCAGGAAGUACUUCAGGAAGAGACACGGCAGAAACUGUCAAUGGGAACACGUCUGCGCCAACUGGAGGAUGAGCAGAAUAACUUGAGGGAACAGCUGGAGGAAGAAGAAGAAGCUAAAAGAAAUGUGGAAAAGCAGCUUCAAAUGGCUCACGCUCAGCUGGCAGAAUUCAAGAAGAAACUUGAGCAGGAUUCGACUUACUUGGAGAGUGCUGAAGAAGGAAAGAAGAGGCUGCAGAAAGACCUGGAGGCAACAUGCCAGCGUCUGGAAGAGAAAUGCUCUGCUUAUGACAAAAUGGACAAAACCAAGACCCGUCUCCAGCAAGAGUUAGACGACCUGCUCGUAGAUCAGGACCACCUCAGACAAAUAGUCUCCAACCUGGAGAAGAAGCAAAAGAAGUUUGACCAGAUGUUAGCAGAGGAGAAGAACAUAUCUGCACGUUACGCGGAGGAGCGAGAUCGAGCUGAAGCUGAGGCCCGCGAGAAAGAGACUCGGGCUUUGUCUUUGGCCCGCGAGCUGGAAUCUCUCAUUGAUCUGAAGGAGGAUCUGGACCGCAACAAUAAAUUGCUUCGGGCUGAAAUGGAGGAUUUGGUGUCAUCCAAGGAUGACGUUGGAAAGAAUGUUCACGAGUUGGAGAAAUCCAAACGUGCAAUGGAACAGCAGCUAGAAGAGAUGAAGACUCAGCUCGAAGAGCUGGAGGAUGAGUUGCAGGCCACUGAGGACGCCAAGCUGCGCCUGGAGGUCAACAUGCAGGCCAUGAAGGCUCAAUAUGAGCGAGACCUGGCAGGACGGGAUGAGAUGGGUGAAGAGAAGAAGAGGUCUUUGGUCAAACAGGUCCGUGAGAUGGAAAUGGAGCUGGAGGAUGAGCGGAAGCAGCGUUCGGGUGCUGUGGCCUCACGCAAGAAACUGGAGCUGGACCUGAAGGAGCUGGAGGCAGGCAUAGACAUGGCCAACAAGAACCGCGAAGAAGCCCUCAAACAGUUGAAGAAGAUCCAAGCCCAGAUGAAGGAACUUAUCAGGGAACUGGAUGACACUCGCCUGUCUAGAGAGGAUAUCCUUGCCCAGAGCAAAGAGACAGAGAAGAAGUUAAAGAGCAUGGAAGCAGAAAUGCUCCAGAUGCAGGAGGAGCUAGCUGCUGCAGAGCGUGUGAAGAGACAGGCUCAGCAGGAGAGAGACGAGCUUCAGGAUGAGAUUAAUAACCAGGCCACCAAAAAUGCUCAAGUCGCAGAAGAAAGGCGACGCCUGGAGGCUCGUAUUGCUCAGCUGGAGGAAGAGGUGGAGGAGGAGCAGUGCAAUACUGAGCUGAUCAAUGACAGGCUGAAGAAAGCAAUGCUGCAGACUGAGCAGAUGACUGUGGAGCUUGCUGCUGAGCGUAGUGCCUCUCAGCGGGUCGAAGGCGCCCGUUCUCAGUUGGAGCGUCAGAACAAGGAGCUGAGGCUUAAGCUGCAGGAGCUGGAGGGAACUGUAAAGUCCAAAUACAAGGCCAAUAUGACCACUUUGGAGGCCAAGAUCGCUCAGCUGGAGGAGCAGCUGGACUUUGAGACCAGGGAGCGGCAAAGUGCCUCCAAGCUUGUUAGACGCACAGAGAAGAAACUGAAAGAGGUUGUUCUCCAGGUGGAGGAUGAGAGACGCAACACAGAGCAGUACAAAGACCAGGCGGACAAAUUGAACUCACGCAUGAAACAGCUGAAACGUCAGCUAGAAGAGGCAGAGGAAGAGGCUCAGAGGGCAAACGCAAACCGAAGAAAACUGCAAAGGGAGCUGGAGGAUGCCACCGAGUCUGCAGAGUCGAUGAACCGUGAGGUGACGAGCCUCAAGAGCAAGUUGAGACGUGGCGACCUCCCCUUCACCAUGCGUCGUAUCGUGACCCGCAGUGGUGCUGAAAGUGACGAUGAGGUCGAUUCCAAGAGCGAGACCCCCGAGCCCAAACCUGAAUAA
This is a messenger RNA of Nerophis lumbriciformis (worm pipefish), 5883 nucleotides long. The record is from RefSeq and is a predicted model, not a curated record. NCBI's taxonomy places the organism in Eukaryota, Metazoa, Chordata, Actinopteri, Syngnathiformes, Syngnathidae.